Messenger RNA from Lasiosphaeria miniovina, 561 nucleotides. RefSeq lists its product as uncharacterized. NCBI's taxonomy places the organism in Eukaryota, Fungi, Ascomycota, Sordariomycetes, Sordariales, Lasiosphaeriaceae. Bases 1 to 561 code for a protein of 186 amino acids. The transcript has 2 exons. The record is from RefSeq and is a predicted model, not a curated record.
AUGGCGCGCGAGGACCUACUUCGUGGAAUUGGAACUCAGUUCGACAAAAUACAACUCCCCACCCUCACCGACCUUGACCGAGAGGCCAUAGCGGCGCAUUAUUGCAUGGCCGACAAGCAGCAACAGCCAAUGCAGCCUGAAGACUACAUGCACAUGUGCCUCGGGAUCGACACUAACAGGCGGCUGGAGUACUGCCGCAGCGAAGCAGAUAGCGCGUCUCCGGGGGGAAAACGAAACAACAGCGGCUCGAUGUCGAGACGAACGGCCUCGCAGCGGAGCUCCACCCCAAGGACACGGCCUCGGUCAGAGAUGCGGGCGCCUGCCAGGACAACAAUCAGGCUCGGUGUCUUGAACGGGCAAGGAAGCAGAGACCAACAGCAAACGAAGCACCAGGACCUCCGAGCCGGCAAUUUCUCAAUGAAACACGACAGCCUGAAAAUGAAGGACAAACUGGAGCGGUGGCGUCAACCAUACAUAACCCAACCCCAAGAUUUCUCAGUGUGGCAGGCGGCCGAUGCAGGCUUCCAGGUUGCCCAGUCCAAACAUGAAGCGGACCUUUAG